CUACAGUACAUUAUUUACAUUGAACUUUUGUAUUGUAAUUUGUAAGUUGAGCUUGGCUUGCGCUUGCCUUUGCCGCGUGCUCAUUUCGUGAGAAUUUGUGCUUGUUGACUAUUUGAAAACAACCCCAAAUCGCUAAUUUAACAAACUCAAAAGCUCCCCUGCAGCAUGAUUAUGUUUUCCAACAUAAGUGCGUACAAUCUACAUCUGUUCACUUUACUCUGUUGCAGUUCGUUCUAAAUUUAAUUUGUUUGUUGACGCUCAAUUUCACUAAUUUCAGUGCUCGCUAUUCACCAUCAUACAAUGCAUUCCUCCAACGAAACUUCAUCGACUGGAGCUAGCCUUGAACAGAAUCCAAAUGAACCUAUCCCAAGCAUGAAGCUCCAAAAUUCUUCGUCAGUUACUGACUUCAAAUUGGGCUGCAGCAAAAAAAACAAUGAAUUUUGCAACCAACCUGGUUCUAAUUUUAAGAAUAAAUCGUUUCAAAGAAUUACCUUGAAGUCAUUGAAUGGAUUUCUUAAGGCAAAGUGUCGAGUUUGUGGCAUCAAUGCAACAAAAUGUUUGAAGAUAUUUAAUGAAAUAACAGAAAUAGCAAAUUUAGUGAACACUUAUUUGCCCAUUCAGGUUGGCGAAUUUGACCCUUAUCCAAAAACUAUUUGCCUGGAGUGUCUUGGAAUUUUGCAAACAACGAAUGACUUGGCUUAUCGAGCUUCUCAGGUUGACAUUGCUUUCAGAAAUAACUUUGAAAAGGUCACUGACUCAACAGCAACUGAAACGUUAUCUGACAAUAAUUCCCAAACUAGGACUAGCUCAGGCAGCAGUUUUUGUGAAUCAAAGUCCCAGGAGAAAUUUCCCAGUGACUGCUCCAAAACUGCCUCAGCCGCUCAAGCGGAUCAAAUUCCUGAAAUCCUGACCUCUGUAAAUCUUGUCAGAGUGUCAUCUGUCAAAUCUGUUUCACAGGCUACUUCUAAAGCCAAACCAAGUCGUUUAUAUCUGACUAAAACUAAUGUUGUCAACAACUUUGUAGCUGACUCAAACGAAUUAAGGCAACUGCCUUUAAGCAAGCUCAAUAAACGUAUGAAAAAUGAGCUAUCAAUGCCACCUCAAGAAUCAGUGAGGUACACUAAAUAUGGUACUCCAAUAAAAUGCAGCAAGAAGUCUCUCAAGGCCUAUAGCUCUGAUGAGGAAUCUAACAGAGUUUCAGAUUUUGAACAUUCUUAUGCCAAACCAGCCAACCAAGAACCAGAAUGGUUGAAAGGUCUAGAAGGGAAUAACAAUGAUUUUGCAGGUCUGAAUUCAGAAGAAAAUUCAGCUAGUGAUUCCAUUAUCGAUCCCACAAGUGUUGUAGAAUGUAUGUUGUCAACUCAUACGCAGAACAGCGAGGAUGAUUCUAAUGAGAUAAAUAUUGUUCCUUCCAAUAUUUCGCACUCUGAUACCGAAAAAAAACCUGCUGAGACACUACCAACUCUUCCACUCGGCAACGGCAAAAUGUCACCUGUUGCACCAAAAGGCUUUGAAAUCAGUUCCUUUAACCGACAAACAGUACUUGCACAGGUUUCUAAACUGUUGUCAAAAGAAUUUUUAAAUGCGCCCUCUAAACCUAUCUCGGGUACCAUCCAAAGUCCAAAUGAAUCACCUGCCAAGAAGAGAAAGCGAUUGAUGUUUACGAUUUCUCAAAUUGAUCCCAAGUCUCCAGUUAAUGCGCCGCAGAUGCCCCGAUUAUCACAGGAGUCCUUCCCAAAAUACACCAAAUUGGUCAUUCAUGGGUGCUACAUAUGUAACAAAAAGUUUGGGACUUUAGCACAACUUCUUUGUCACAUGCAAACGCACGCAGCUGCUGACAAGUGUUGUCCUGUUUGUGAAAGAGUGUUCAGUCGAGCCUCUAUCCAGCCAUUACUCCACCAUCGCAAAGUACACAGUGAAGCAGAACUUAAAAAGUGGACCACUGGUUCAGACGAGGAAGGGAAAUUCAAGUGUGAAAGGUGUAGCAAAUUUUUUAUCAGCAGAGUUCAUAAGACAUUCCAUGAUGUCUACCACCACGAUCUGAAGAUAGUGGCAUGUGGAUAUUGUGACGGUGAGUACAUUACUGAAGAGACCGUGAUAAAACAUCGCAAGGUAUGCAGUGCAAAUGGAGAGUCUUUCAAGAGAUCUUGCCCACUUUGCUUUCGUGAGCACCAGAGCCUGGAGGCCUACCAAGAGCACAUCCAAAACCAUGCAAAAGACCACACCUGUGACCUUUGUUUUUCCUCAUUUAUUUCAAAGGGCUCUCUUCAAGAGCACAUUCAAAUUGAUCAUGCAGAUAAGCCGUACACGUGUGACACUUGUGGCAAAUCGUUUGUCUCAGAGAACUGUCUGCAGCAACAUCAAGAAUCUUUUCACAGGAAACUCAAACAAUCUUGUCAUCUUUGUUCUGCUACAUUUUCCUCCCUUAAACAAUUGACUGCUCAUACGAAGACACACAUCGAUGCACCUCUCAAAUGUACGUUUUGUUCAGAAAUUUUUCAAACAUCGGCAGAGCUGAAGACACAUAGGGCCUCUCACAGCGAGUUGGUUUGUUACCUGUGUAAUGCUGUUUGCAUUAAUGAAGAAAAAUGUGUCGAGCACGUUGCACGUUGUAGAAAGCAACGAGAAGAACGUUUAAAAGAUGCAAAUCCAGAGAAAAACUGUGACGGGGAGGUAAUUAAGAUCCAGAAACAGAGGAAGCAUAAGCAUCUAAAUUUAGCCUGCAAUUUUUGUCAUAAAAAAUUCUCUGAUAGCACAUCUCUGCGCAACCAUGAAACCAUCCACUCUGGAGAACGGCCCCACCUGUGUUCACAAUGCGGUAAGACUUUUCGCACCUCAAAACUUCUACUCAGACAUUCAAGACUGCACUCAGACAUUAAUUGCUAUGCUUGCCAGUAUUGCUCUGAAUCUUUUCAGACCAUGGAUAAAUUAUACAUACACAAACGCACAAAGCAUACUAAUAAAUAUAGCUUUAAAUGUGAUAUGUGUAAUCACACUUACUCUUUAAGGAAGCACUUCAUCAUCCAUUCGCAGAUAUGCAAAUAUUUUGAACCAUCUUCGAAUAUGUCAUCAGAAAAAACAAGAAGGUGCAUGUUGUGUCCAAAGGUAUUUACUGCACUAACGAUCAUGCGACAUGAAAGGAUUGCACAUGAUCCCAAAUAUCCAGCCAUAUGCAAUAUCUGUGAUGAGCAGUUGACAAGUGUCCUUUUGCUGAGGAAACACUUAGAAAGGCACUACAAUAACAAUGAGAUUAAAAACAUCAGAUGUCCAAACUGUCUGAAAAUUUGCGCAGACGAUGCAGAUUUCAAAAAUCACGAUUGCGACUCAAACGGAGGUAAUGACACAAGGGAGGGCUUAGUUGAGUCGCAGGCUCAGCAAGCUGUGGAAAGUAUCCUCCCACCUCUGUCACCUCUAUCUCAAGAGCUUCGCUCCUUUCAGUCGGAAAAUCUCUCUGAAGCUGAGCUUAUUGAAAGUGCAAUCAGCCAAACAUCACCAUGUGAAGCUCAGUCUUGAAAAGUUUGGCAAACUCGAUGAGAUGAGUUUCAACUAAUUGUCCGAGAUUUGUGCAAUUAGCCUCACAAAUUUUCUGGUAUGGAGUUUUUGGUGCUGAAAAUUUUUUCAGGGAACCAGAUUUUCGAGCACAAAGGUCUCAGUGCUGUAGAAAUCGAAAAGAAAACGGAUACAACCCCAAUAUUUUACCGAUGCUCCAUGAAAAAGUUAACCUGAAGAGCUGAAAGCAGUAUUAUAUCAGUUCAUCAGUGUGUAAAUAAAUUCGGUCAUAUAUAGAAUCUCGCCUGUUUUUUGAAAGCCUCUGUGAUAUACAGGGUGAUCUGAAAGUUCCACAUCACUCCUUUAACUUUCUUGCUGAUUCAACUUGAUAGCUCUGUCAGCGAAAAAAGUACAGGGACGGUGCUGAACUUUUAGAUUACCCUGAGCAUGUUUCAUAACUUAGAAAGUAGCAAAUAAAUUGUUUCUUUCUUGAUUUCGUUUAUCUAUGUAACUCUAUAUUCUUGUAAAUUUUUGUCAUCUUAGUUACUUUUUGUAUUUGCCUUUCAACCCGACAGCCUAAAAUAAGUCAUUUUUCAUUAAAUUAGAAAAUCAUUCUAUGAAUUUAAUUUCUUUUAUUUCAUUUUAUUUAUUUCAUUGCACAUUAAAAAUCUGCUAAAUGUUAGCAAUAUUGCAAUACUCUUUAUUUCUUUUUACAAGAUUGUGGAACUCAUUAACUUAAAUAAUUAGGUAUAGAUUUAUUCUCACUCAAGGUAUUGACAGAAUUUUGUUACUCUCCAAAUGCAAAUCGGUACAGUAGAUGUUCAAGUUAAUGAAACACUUCAAGGUGAUGCGAUGAUUGAAACCAACUAUGAGUGUCCUUUCUCUGCAUUCUGGAACCUUUGUCAUCAAUGCGAUAUUUAAUUUCAAAAUUUGCUCUAGCCUGCACUCCUUAAUAACCUUGCCCAAAAGCUGCCCCGAUUAAUUGCCAGGCACAAACAGCCAUCUAAAGGCCUCUGAAGAGGCAACUCUAGUCAUGAGAGAAUGAAGGAGUGUACGACUUACAUUUUUUUACCCUCGACCACUGUCUCCAAGAUCGCAAACUGUGCACUUGUUGCCUCCAUCCGCAUGACCGCAAUUUGAUAUUUAUCCCUCUCCAUGCAGAACCAGCCCUAACAAGACUUCUGAGGAGGUCCCUCAGAAUGGAGUUUGAAUUGCCUAAAACUUAUCUGUCGACUGGACUAUAUUUUGCACAAAGGAAUCAAGAGCACUGCAAUGUGGUAUCAAUUGUUUACGGAUAUAUUUUCAUUUGUUACUAUCAAAUAACAGAAAGUGGACCGAAAAAUGAGUGUACUUGGAAAACUUCCAUUUUUAUUUAUAUUCUUUGAAUGCAUUCAUAGAAACAGUUUGAAUUGUUUAGUAUUCUUGCAUGGUAAAAGAAGUUGUAUGCACAAUCUUGGCAGCAUUGCAGGGACAUCAUCUUUGGAAAGGUAGUUCAAAUUAUCUUGAUGUGUUUUGCCUUUUCUAUCAUCGAACAAAAGAAUUCUUCUUGUGACAAGCCAUACCAAGUUAUGAGAGAAUAUUGACUAUCGUUGUGGUUUAAUGGAAGUUAGCGUAAUAAAAAAUUUCAAAUCACAUUACACAUUUCCAAGACAUCACCUUGUGGCUAAAGUUUCAGCUAGAUUGUACUCAUACCAAUUCUACCGUUCGGCAACCUUAAUUACUUCAAGUCAAAGAGAAAGUGCCUCUAUUAACACUGAUGACUCUUGUCCUGAGUCAGCAACACAGUAUUGUGUUGAGUGCAUACUUUCUUUUAAUAAAUUAUCUAGACAGAGGUAAAGUAAGAAGUCUACUGCAAGGCCUUAUUCACAUUGCCAUUUUUCUUCUUCGAGUGAAAAAGAGAUGAGAUUAGUUUUUUUGUAACUUUCAUUAAAGAUUUAAAACUAUUAAGCAAUGAAUUUUUUAUUAAUUUAAAGAAUAAACUUUUCUUUACCUA
This is a messenger RNA of Bemisia tabaci, 5482 nucleotides long. RefSeq lists its product as uncharacterized. The record is from RefSeq and is a predicted model, not a curated record. Gene Ontology annotation, cellular component: nucleus. Lineage: Eukaryota; Metazoa; Arthropoda; Insecta; Hemiptera; Aleyrodidae. Gene Ontology annotation, biological process: regulation of DNA-templated transcription. Gene Ontology annotation, molecular function: zinc ion binding; RNA polymerase II cis-regulatory region sequence-specific DNA binding; DNA-binding transcription factor activity, RNA polymerase II-specific.